Hippocampus zosterae (dwarf seahorse) is the source of this 2876-nucleotide messenger RNA. RefSeq names its product threonyl-tRNA synthetase 2, mitochondrial (gene tars2). Gene Ontology annotation, biological process: threonyl-tRNA aminoacylation. The transcript is spliced from 18 exons. Gene Ontology annotation, molecular function: ATP binding; threonine-tRNA ligase activity. Lineage: Eukaryota; Metazoa; Chordata; Actinopteri; Syngnathiformes; Syngnathidae. The record is from RefSeq and is a predicted model, not a curated record. Gene Ontology annotation, cellular component: cytoplasm. Bases 211 to 2280 code for a protein of 689 amino acids.
AGCCCGAUUUUAAGUCUCGUCGCAUCGGCCCUUAUUGAUACGUUCCCGUGCAGAUGCGAAGCAAAGUAAACGCUCCUGUCCGCUCACGAAAGCGGUGACGUCACAGCACGUCUUAUUCCGGAAUCAUGGCGGCGUGUGUUUAGUGCAAAUCGGUGUUGCUCGUAGUUGGACGACGUGACGCGAAAGCUCGUCCCGCCGCGUGUGUUUGAGAUGGCGGCGACGCUGCUACUUCGGCCGCUGCUUUGGCAGGCGAGCGCGAGCAAAAUGUACCGGAAGUACAGCAAGGCGUGUCCGGCGUUGCCAGAGCGAGUGCAAGUCUUUGAGUCUCUCAGGAAGCGAAAGGCUAACAGGAAAGUUGAAGCUUCUGAAAAGCACAUCAGUGUCCAAGUGGGUGAUGGCACGAUUGUGAAGGGAACCGCCGGGGUCACAACGCCACUCUCUGUCGCACAGAGUAUUCGUGAGAGAGGAGCCUUGGUGAGCAAGGUGAACGAGGAGCUGUGGGAUCUUGGGCGUCCCCUAGAGGCUAACUGUCAACUACAGCUUCUUGGCUUUGACUCACUGGAUGGAAGACAGGCAGCAUGGCGAACAGGAGCAUGCGUGCUGGGUGGAGUAUUGCAGAGUGAGUUUGGCGCCAGAGUGUAUCGCCAAGGAGCGACGGAGCUCGGCCUUCACUGUGAUCAUUUGUUGGAUGACAGUGCUGCCUUGUCUCUGAGUGACGUGGAGGAACGAUGCAAGGCGGCCGCUGCCCUCAAGCUGCCUCUGACCAGGUUGGAACUCGAUGGAGAAGAGAUGAGUGAACUCUUCCAGGAUGACAUGCUCAGUUUGCGGCUUGCACGGGAGCAACUCAAUGGCCCAACUGCUACGGUAUACAGGUGUGGAGACAGCAUAGCCCUCUGUAAUGGGCCCCUCCUACCACACACUGGCCUCCUCAGGGUGUUCAAGAUGCUCCAGCUCUCACCCCUGACCCUGGCCGAUCAGAGCGAGUGCCCGGGUUUGAUGCGUCUCUUCGGGGUGGCCUUCCCUAGCGACAAGGAUAAAGACGAGUGGGAGAGGGAACAGGAGGCGGCCCGCAGGAGGGACCAUAGACGCAUCGGCACGGAGCAGGAGUUGUUCUUCUUUCACGAUGUCAGUCCUGGAAGCUGCUUCUUCCUCCCGAAAGGAGCCCACGUGUACAACACCCUCACUGAUUUCAUCAAGAGCGAGUACCGGCGGCGAGGCUUUACCGAGGUCAUCACCCCGACUCUGUACAGCACUGCGUUGUGGGAACGCUCGGGUCACUGGGAACACUACAGCGACAACAUGUUUACAGUCACCUCGGGGGGCUCUCAGACCUACGCGCUCAAGCCCAUGAAUUGCCCCGCGCACUGUCUGAUGUUCGAGCAGCGUGUGCGCUCGUGGCGAGAGCUUCCUCUGCGCUGGGCCGACUUCGGGGCGCUGCAUCGCAACGAGCUCUCCGGCGCUCUGGGGGGUCUCACCCGGGUCCGCAAGUUCUGCCAAGACGAUGCUCACAUUUUCUGCACGCCUGACCAGCUGGAAGGUGAAAUUGUGGCUUGUUUGGACUUUGUGAGAAGCGUUUAUCAAGUGUUUGGGUUCUCCUUCCAUUGCCUCCUCUCCACACGUCCCACUCCCUGCCUCGGGGAGCCCGAGCAGUGGGACCACGCCGAGCAGCAGUUGGAGCGGAGCCUGCGGCAGUUUGGCGAGCGGUGGGAGUUGAACCCAGGGGACGGAGCUUUCUAUGGGCCAAAGAUUGACAUCCAGAUCAGAGAUGCGAUGGGUCGACAGCACCAGUGCGCCACCAUCCAGUUGGACUUCCAGCUGCCAAUCAGAUUUAACCUUCAGUACGUGGGGCGAGAUGGCAAAUGCCAUCGGCCGGUGAUGAUCCACCGUGCCGUGCUGGGCUCACUGGAGAGGAUGAUUGCCAUCUUGGCUGAAAACUUUGGAGGGAAAUGGCCGUUUUGGUUGUCUCCGGCGCAAGUCAUGGUCAUCCCCGUUGGGAGCAGCUGUGAGGCAGCCGCUAAACAGUUGGUUCAGCAGUUUCGUGAAGCCGGCUUCAUGGUGGACUUGAACGAAGACGCCGGCGCCACCUUAAGCAAGAAGAUCCGCUCUGCUCAGCUGGCACAAUACAAUUACACGUUUGUGGUCGGCGAUCAGGAGUGCGAGAGCGGCACGGUGAGUGUUCGGAGUCGAGGCGGCCAGCAACUGGGCAGGAGGCCUGUCGAGGAAGUUCUCAUGGGCCUCUCGCGACUACGAGACUCCAGGAGUAACCAGGCCCACUUUUAACUCAUUCACUCCCAAUGACGUUCUUAAACGUCUUUUCAGACUUGGUCCAGAAUUGGCUGGGACUGAAUGAGUUAAAGGGCACAGAAGUGACAUUUCCCAAUCAAGUCACGCAACCGGACGACGCUGAAACAUUUUCAUGGUCACAAAAUACAAUCACCGUUUUUGGUGACUGCCUUGUGAUGGGGUUUUCUUUGAACCUUUUUUUUUUUUUUUGCCAUUGCCCCGUGCAACUCGGGUGUGGCCGCAUGGCGCGUUGUGCUGCAUCUUAACUCGAUCUGAUAUAUUUGAUAAGGCCACCCCUUCCAAAACAAACUCGAGGGGAAAGCGGCAUGUCAACGGCUAUAAUUCUUCAUCCUGGGACAUUUUCGUGAACUUGCGUCAUAGAAAUGUUAUUGGGGAAACAUGGGAGCUGUUUCGAAGUUUGAAAUCAUGUACAGUAUACUGUAUCUCAAUAAGACAUCUGCAAACUAUUUGUGAGAAAAUUACGGACGCGUCCCUCAGAACGGUUGUGUAAUGUAACCAAUGUUCAUUUGGUUUGCUGCCCUCCAGCUUGGAAAAGUGCAGCUUCGCUUUCCAAUAAAGCUGCGUAAACUAUU